AUGGCGAACGGCCUCCUCACCUACGCUGCCAUCCCCUUGUUGACUAUCGGCCCGCUUCUCGCCCUGUUUAUCCCCUUCGUAUGGCGACUGGUCGGCUCCUCGCUGGGAUGGUACUUGCGUAGGAAGACAGAUGGCCGACGGUGCCACAUCCUCGAGGUGGUAGAGGCGGACGAGAGGAAAUAUCGGGAUUCCAAGGCGGCAAAGGGCCGGAAGGAGGAGAAAGAGGAAUGGGAAACCUUCGGCAACAACAUCGAAGCUACCGACACAUCCGACGGCAAGGUCUACGAUAAGGAUUGGGAUGGCAUCGUGGGCUUUUUUCACCCCUUUUGCAAUGCUGGGGGAGGCGGAGAAAGAGUCCUUUGGGCUGCCAUUCGGGCCACGCAGAAACGCUGGCCCAAGGCCAAGUGUGUCGUCUAUACGGGUGAUCACGAUGUUAGCAAAGAAGCUAUCCUGUCCAGAGUAGAGCAUCGCUUUAACAUCCACCUCCACCCGCCCACCGUCAACUUCCUCUACCUAUCCACCCGCCGCUGGGUUCUCGCCUCUACAUGGCCCUACUUCACCCUCGCCGGCCAAUCCUUCGGCUCCCUGAUCAUGGCCUGGGACGCCUUCUCCCUGCUUGUGCCCGACAUCUUCGUCGACACCAUGGGCUACGCCUUCGCCCUCGGUUUCUCCCGCUUUCUCUUCCGCGACGUGCCCACGGCUGCCUACGUGCACUACCCGACCAUCUCGACCGACAUGCUGGAGUCGCUCGACCCGACCUCCGCCGUCGGCGCCCAGGGCGUCAACGCCGGCAGGGGCACAGGCGCCAAGGGCCGCGCCAAGAAGAUCUACUGGCAGCUGUUCGCAAGACUGUAUUCGCUCAUGGGUGCGUCCGUGGACGUGGUCAUGACCAACUCGACCUGGACGCAGGGCCACAUAGAGAAGCUCUGGGGUCCCGUGCGCAACUUGACGGGUAACGUGCCCGGCAUUACGUCCAAAGUCAAUCCCAUCGCGGUGGUGUACCCGCCCGUGGCAGUCGAGGAGCUUGAGCAGGAGGUCGAGGUUUCGCCCGAAAGCGAGAAGCGGAGGGAGAAUGUUCUGCUGUACAUUGCGCAGUUCAGGCCGGAGAAGAACCACCAACUCAUUGUGCAGGCGUUUGCGGAGUUCUUGAAGAGCGGAUCGGAGGCGGCGAGGGACGCGAAGCUGGUCCUGGUCGGCAGUGUGAGGGAUGAUUACGACUCGAAGAGGGUCUACAAGCUAAGGCUCCUGGUCAACGAGCUGCAUAUCAAGGACCGGGUCGAGUUCCAUCUGGAUGCGUCGUGGCCGGAUAUCUUGGAGUGGUUGAGGCACGCAAGCGUGGGCGUCAAUGGCAUGUGGAACGAGCACUUUGGCAUUGGCGUGGUGGAAUAUCAGGCUGCUGGGUUGAUUUCCGUGGUGCAUGAUAGUGGUGGACCGAAGUUGGAUAUUGUUGUCGAGGUUGAUGGCGAGCCUACUGGAUUCCAUGCUACGACCUCUGGGGAAUUUGCAGCGGGCUUCGAGAAGGCUUUGUCCCUGCCUAACCCGUACGCGGUCAGAUUGAGGGCCCGCAAAUCGGCGAAACGCUUCACUGAGGGGGAAUUCGCGAGAAGGUGGAUCGAGCAACUGGAGAAGUGCGUGGCUAUGAAGGCGGUUGAGAGGCCCAAGAGCAGACAGUGA
Molecule: messenger RNA, 1674 nt
Organism: Sordaria macrospora k-hell
Lineage: Eukaryota; Fungi; Ascomycota; Sordariomycetes; Sordariales; Sordariaceae
Biological process (GO): protein N-linked glycosylation
Cellular component (GO): endoplasmic reticulum membrane
Molecular function (GO): GDP-Man:Man(3)GlcNAc(2)-PP-Dol alpha-1,2-mannosyltransferase activity
Source: RefSeq, a predicted model, not a curated record